Messenger RNA from Osmerus eperlanus (European smelt), 1013 nucleotides. RefSeq names its product ras homolog family member Ub (gene rhoub). The record is from RefSeq and is a predicted model, not a curated record. Gene Ontology annotation, biological process: endocytosis; establishment or maintenance of cell polarity; Cdc42 protein signal transduction. NCBI's taxonomy places the organism in Eukaryota, Metazoa, Chordata, Actinopteri, Osmeriformes, Osmeridae. Gene Ontology annotation, molecular function: protein kinase binding; GTPase activity; GTP binding.
GGAGAUAUGCAAAUAGAUUGAGUUUAUAUAGUAACCCGUCACUCCUCUGUGUAACGAGUGGAUGCAAAUGGUCCAAAAGUAGCCUACGUUUCGGUACCACACAAAAGGAAUAGCAGCCGUGGGGACGAGGCAACAUAUAGUACAGGCUACAUGCGGUGGCCAGGCUUUAGCUUCGCUUGAUUUUGUUUCACUGACAACUUUUAUAUUGACUUUUCUCAUGGUGGUCUUUUUAUAUGCUCCUCGUGGAGUGAGCAGACAUCGUCGGGGUUCAGCUUGUUGACUGUCACCUUCUGUCCAGAUGGAAUACAGCAAGACCAUGGCUCCGCCAGUGCCGCCGCACAACACCAAGAGUUCCCGUCCAGGACAGGGCCAGGAGCGGGUGCUGAAGUGCGUACUGCUUGGCGAUGGAGCGGUGGGCAAAACCAGCUUGGUUGUCAGCUACACAACGAAUGGAUAUCCGACGAAAUACGUCCCGACCGCCUUUGACAACUUCUCAGCCGUAGUACAGGUGGACGGAAAUCCAGUCAGACUACAACUGUGUGACACCGCAGGACAGGAUGAGUUUGACAAGCUGCGUCACUUCUGCUACUCUCGGACGGACGCGCUGCUGCUGUGCUUCAGCGUGGUUAGCCCCGCCUCCUUCCAGAACGUCUGGGAGAAGUGGGUCCCUGAGAUCCGCCGGCGUUGCCCGCUCACGCCUGUCCUCCUCGUGGGCACGCAGUGCGACCUGCGCCAGGAUGUCAAGGUUCUGAUCGACCUGGCGAGGCGGAGAGAGCAGCCGGUGGCGGAGGCAGACGCCCGUGCGCUGGCGGACAAGGUAGGCGCGGUGACCUACGUGGAGUGCUCGGCACUGACCCAGAAGAACCUGAAGGAGGUGUUUGACGCCGCCAUCGCCGUGGGCCUGCGGAACUCCGAGCGCAGGGCGAGGAGGGAGAGGAAGGUGAGGAGCAACGGCCGACAUAUGAAGAUGCUCUCCAAGUCCUGGUGGAAGAAGUACGUCUGCGUCCAAUAGA